AUGGUAGCCCAAAGUCCAAGUCUCCCGGCUCAGAACUCCACAGAAGAACAGGACAACACCUCGACGAACUCCGAGGCCAAUCAAGCAGCUGCGCCGGUGGUUGCGUUGAGAAAUAAAAAGCCCCCGAAGCCCAUCGCCGAGCCUCAGAUCGACAAUCUGAGCUCGGCGCAUGCCGCGCUGGAGCGAGCGAUGGGCACGAUUAACUCGGGAUUAGUCGAUGAAGACGAUGCGGAUGGUAAGAAGAGGAGAUUUUGCGAUUUUUUGGGUUUUUGAAAAUUUUAGGUAUUAAAAGGAGAAAUUUUGGGUAAAAUACGAAAUUUUAGGCUUGUUUUUUAUUGAAUUUCUGAGAGUUUUGGAGAGCAUAGGAGAGGAAAAUGUAUGUAGUUUCAAGAAAACAGUAGAACACCCCCGAAGAAAUAUUUAAAUCGCCUUUUUUGAGCAGUUUUUUUAUAUUAUCCAUGAGGUUUUUGAUGAUUUUUCGAAAUUUUUGUCCUAAAAUAAAGUUUAAAAGAAGUUUAUGGUCUCAAAACGAUAAAUAUGGGUAAUAAACGUUCUGAAAAAGCCGAAUCCACAUUAAUUUUGUCUUUUUCGAAAAAAAAUUAUAUUAUCCAUGACAAUUUUUGAUGAUUUUCGAACUUAAAAUUUUGAUUUUUGCCUAUUUUUGUUUCUUUUAUGUAUUUUCAAGCAUUCGAAGUCAUGAUAAAAAUAGUUUUUCUUCAGAAAUCCGCCGCUUGGACUCCCAAUUGGACCAUUUGAAUGAGUACAUGGAUAAGGUCGAAGAGCGCCUCAGAUCCCACAACGCCAAGUUGGUCGAAACUUUGAAUCAACAGAAGCAAGAGCGAGAGAAACGACGCCAAUCCUUCCAUGAGGUAGGGUGAAAUACGGAUUUUGUAAUUUUUAUAUGUUGUACUUGGUAUCGACAAGUGUAAUGUAAUUUGCCAAUUUAAAUUUCAAGGAAACUUGCCGUAAAUUUAAAAUAAGGUUUUUUAAGGUAGAUGAGAGAUUUUUACAUCGAUUUUUGUGGAAUUAUUGAGCGUUAUAGUCAAAAAAUUAAAAAAAAAAAAAUUUUUUUUUUUGAUUUUACGAUCCAAAAAAUUUCUGUAUGUUCCAGUUGAGGAGUAGAAUAUUUCCACAAAAAAUUAAUUUUUUCCCAGUAAAAUUGGAGGAGAUAUAGCUGAAAAAGUUUUUUUUGUCUGACCCACUCUCCUCAUUUUGCGUGCUCUCUCGAAAAAAGACCGCGAAAUAUCUCGGUUAUUGGUGGAAAGAGAGAAAUAAAAUUUUCGGGGAUUAAUGUGUGGGUUAUUUAGAGUUUGAUGGGCUACUUAAAAAAAAAAUAAAUUUCGAAAAAAUUAAAAAUUUUUUUUUUUUUUUUUUUGAAAUUUCCGAUUUUUUCCUCCAAAAAAUCGCAUUUUUCAGCGCCAACAAACCAGCCGACAAGAAGACGACGACUUUCAGAAACAGCUCGCCGAACUCCUGGGACAAAUCUCCAUGUCCAAGAAACGAACCUCAAUCCUCGCCGACCUGGACUUAUCCCCCAGCAAGGAGCAAUAA
Molecule: messenger RNA, 1551 nt
Organism: Bursaphelenchus xylophilus (pine wood nematode)
Lineage: Eukaryota; Metazoa; Nematoda; Chromadorea; Rhabditida; Aphelenchoididae
Source: the annotation of a GenBank genome assembly